This is a messenger RNA of Culex quinquefasciatus (southern house mosquito), 4664 nucleotides long. Its product is annotated as glutamic acid-rich protein. NCBI's taxonomy places the organism in Eukaryota, Metazoa, Arthropoda, Insecta, Diptera, Culicidae. The record is from RefSeq and is a predicted model, not a curated record.
AAUGAGAUUUCGCGGCUCAGCCAGAAGACGAUGAACCUGAACGAGCGCAUCAUCGGUAACCAACCGUUUGUCCAGACCGUUGACGAGGCCGGUGCUACGUGUGCCAUCGGUAGUAUCGGUGCCGGGCUGGUCCCGUUCAUCGCGACCACCGCCUUUAGACCCGCGUUGAUCGCCAGCCCCGGCAACGGCACCACCGGCGGCGACAAGCCUCAAAGACCCAACAACAACAACGGGCCACCACUGUUGCUGAAGCAGCAAACCGAAGUCAUCCACCUGUCGCCUCAUCACCUGAAUCACCCUCUUCAGCCACUAAACCAGCAGCCGCUGGUCUUGCAGCAACAGCUCAAGGCCACCGCCAAAAGCCGAAGCCUAAGUACGGGUUCCUACAUUACUAAAGAAUCGAGUGUUCAUUCUAGCGUAGAGAAGAUUUCCAAAUCCAAUAGCAAUUCCGACCUGAACGAGAACGCGCAAAAGACGAUCGACACAAUUCCGAAGAACAAAUCCCUAGAAGAUAGUAGAACGAUAACGAAGCUCAAUCAAUCGCGCUCGCCGAUGCGCAAACCGAUCCUGCGCAAGUCCAAGAAGAUCGUCCGCACCGACUCGGAGUUCCUCAAGGGCAACAUCUACGAGUCCAGCCUGUCGAGCUCGCAGUACACGCCGACGCACGAGAAGCCGGAGUUUGCCGAGCUCCGCAGCAGCAAUCCAUCCUCGGAAACACACAAAUCGACCGACGAGAGUUCGAAAAACAUCUCGACGGACGAAAUCGACACCGUGUUCUCCGACACCAUCGAGCUGGAACAGAUGGAAGCCGACUACAAAAUGCACCUCAAGAACAACCUGCAGCGGGAAUACAAAAGCGACAGCGACACGCUGGACGAAGUGGGCAAAAAGCAACCCGACUACAACACGUGGAAGAACCAAAGCUACGAAAACACCUUCGACAUCUUCGAGGAGAAAGAGCAGGAGUGCGAAUACAGCGAAACGUCGGACAAAGAGGACGCACAAAGCACAGAGCCAAGCACGAAGGUGGAAGCCGAGCGGUCGAAAAGCAUGGAAGUCUCCGCACCUCGAAAAGCCAGCGAUAGCAGCAACCUCAAAGCGGGCAGAACAAUCACUCGUCCCACCGAACUUGAGCUGGGCACCUCGUCGGACGGUAGCAAGCAUCCUUCCGUUGACGGACCGUUUGGACACAUCUUCGAGAAAAAUCUAGGCCGUUUCAAAAAGAUGAACAAACUGCUCAAGUGCAAGCGGUUCAGCACUUCCGCCCUGUACGACAAAAAGUCCAAACCAAACUUCAAGGAAACGCUCUUCUUCGAAGAUAAACCAUCUCCCGUCAAAACCAAUACGACGGACGCAUCGCGAUCCCCCGAAAAAUCUCUCCAGUCCCAAUCGAAGGCAUCCAUCAGCUCAUCCAAGUCUUCCCUGUUCGGUACAAAGAAAAGCAACAUGUUCACCAAUCUCAAAAGCAAAAGGUUUCCAUUUUCGAGCGGUGCUAACGCGGCAAACGCCAACGCUAACGCCAAGACGUCCCCAAACAAAUCAAAGUCCAACAGCGAAAUCAGCUACUCCCGGACAAAGUCAACCAAAGGUUCGAAAAAAGCAGCCAAAAACAACAGCACCGCAUGUUUGAACCUCGAAACGACCUGCACGUCACCGCUGUCGGAAGCGUUCUACAACACCACCGGAAGUGUGCGGCUCAGCGCGAUGGAACUGUACGAAAAGUUUUGCUCGCAAGACUUUAGCGGGCUCUACAAGCACGAGUCCAUUCGGAUGGACCAUGGGGACGGAGCGAACGGGUCCGACUGCGGCCAGUACGAUCCGCAGCGAAAUUUGGGUGCGAUCCGGAAGUACAAACGGAACAACUUCAAGCUGCUCCGGCAGAAAAGUGAGCCCAAGUUUUCGUUCCGUUCGGACACGCUGUACGAGAACGAGGACAGCUACGAAGAGGCGUGCUAUCCGGACGAGGAAGCGAAGGAGGAGUACGUGGUGGAUGAGUACGGUCAGUUUAUGUACGACGAGCAGUACUACGAGGAAGACAUUGAACAUUUGAGCAUAGAGAACAUCUACUACCGGGGGAACCUGGUUCGGGAGGAUGGAACCGUCGUGGAGACGUACCACUACGAAGAGGAAGUGGAUGAAGAAGAGUUGGAAGAAGAGGAAGAUGAAGAAGAAUACGAAGAGGACGAAGAUGAGCAAGAGGAGUGCGAACAGGGUUUGGAGUUGGAUGCUCGAGGGUUGCAGCCACCACAUGCCGAUAUGGCGGCUUCGACGGACUCGGACUGUGACGAAAUCUACUUGAUGCCGCAGAAUGAGUCUAAGAAGCUGAUCAUUCACGACUUCCUGUUUCAUCACAGUAACAACGAGUUUGAUAAUGCCGACGACGAAGAAGAGUACGAAGGUGCGGCAUCGAACGUGCAGGUUACCGAGCGAAGGAGGAGGAGUAAAGAUCAGGAAACGCUGACGAUCUACAAGAUCUGUUCGAAGGAGAGCAUCAUAGACUCGAAGAGUGAUUUAGACAAUAUUCCGCUGGGUUCGUCGCUCGAUUCGUAUUUCCUCAAGUCGGAUUGCCUGACGGCGCUCGAGCGGACAGCCUCACUGGAGCUACUGAGCAAUUCCAGCGGAACCCUGAACAAGUCAACGUUAACCGAUUACGCAUUUGAUACUGUUAAAAAUGUAAACCUAGAUAGUUGUAGCACGUCGAGACUGAGCUUAUCGUUGAAAAGCGAAAUCUUUGAAGAAACACUAGCGAACGCCGCCGCUGACAGUGGCUCCGGUGAGAUCAAACCAAUCAAGAACUGGAACAUCGAAGACUUUACCCUGACACCGGACGGAUCGUUCUCGGACGAAACAAUGGACGAGCUGAUAAAGUCCCACAUGGUGGACGACGGGGAGAAGAGAUCGCCAACGGAGGCAAACGAUACCAGUACGGUGCCGGUGGUAGAAACGACUCCUCCGGAUCCGUCGAAUCCAGCGACAAGCGAGUACACCAUAAUCGAUCUGGACGAGGAGCCGUACCUGCUGGAUCCAACGAUCUCGGACUUUACCAACGAGAUCACGAAGGAGUUUGAUCUGCUGUUCUCCCGUGCGGAAACCGAAUCCCGAGUUGCCAGCUAUUCCGGCAGUCCCGAACACGAAGACGAUGGCGACGAGGAGAUCCCGCAGGAGAACCCACUGACACAGUGCCAGUUCGAUCAGCUGCUCGGAGUAGCUCGACCGUCGCUGAUCGAACUACCCACGCGCCACUCGAUGCAAAAGCUGGAACCCAUUAACCUAGACGCUGAUGAGAUAACCAUUACAAGACACACCGAGGACCAACUCAAUACGCAACACGAUAGUGCCAAAGCAGUAGCUGUAGAUAACAACAACAAGUGUAGUAAGGUAGAUAAGCAUAAACCUGCGGACGACGAUCGGAGGACGAUGACGAGCAGCUCAACGACGGCAACGGUGAGCUCAGUCUCGAGCAGCGAUCGUUUACGGAAGGCUCGAAGUCAAUCCCUGGGUAACCUAAAGAAUAAAACCAAAUGUUUUCCAUUAUAGAAGCUAAGAAACGCUGUAAUUAGUCGACUAGUGGUAUAGGGACGGUGGGACGGGUUUUUCGUUUCGUUUUUUUGUAACUUCGGCUCACCACUCUUUUGUUCGUUGUUAGUAGUGCGUUAGUGGUUAUUAUAUUAUUAUAAAUAUAUACAUACUAUAUAGAAACCGUUAAGAGAGACCCGUUAAAGACGAUGUAAAAUGCAGAACUUGUGUAUUCUAGCCAAAUCUUGUAUGGAGAAGAAUCUACUAUUUCGUACCAAUGCGAAACACCCUUUUUAUACGUUGGUAAACUCUACUAGUGAUAGUUAUAUAUAAAAGUAAAAAAAAACGCAACCUCACCUCUCAUUUCGAUUGUUGUAUAGAAAAAUAUGUAUAGAAGACAAACACGGAUCUUCAGCUCAUCUCCAUCAUCAAACCCGAAAGGAAAAAAAAAACAAUUGUAAAUUAAAACCAAGAAAAGAUGACAUGUUCUAAAACUCAAUUAGCUAAACCAAAUUGAUAAGAAUGUGUAGAACACUUCUUUCGAAAUCCCUAAAAUUAAGGCGAAAACAUUACAAGACACACGUACACACAACAACAAACACAUACCCCACUUGGUACACGCGCACACAAACUCACACUCACACCAUAACAAAAAAAAACACCCACACAAAAGAACAAAAACGUACAUUUAUACAUAUUCCAUUUGUUGAUUACUAUAUAUAUUUUUCGAAGGAGACGUUUAUUGUGGAUGUAAACCCAAGUGAGAAAGAGACACAGUUUAUCUUAAAACAACCAAAAAAAAUAGCAAAAGGAGUAAACAAAAUAUUGGAUUAAAAUAGACUUCCUAUAGCGAAAACCAAAAAAAAGAAGAAAAGAAUUAAAGUUUUAUAUUACUUUGUAAAGCAAACGUCGUAGUAGCGGAAAGAAAUAAAAAAAUAAAACAAAAGUGUGAUACAGUGAAAGAAAACAGUGGUUAAUUGUUGUAAUGUAAUACGCAAGGUCUUAAAAAGGCCAUAAUUAUUAAUUGGUUGGAUGUAAUAUUUAUAUAGGACGAAACAAAUCCAACUCGGUGUUGUUUGCUCGCAUCAUUAUUAUAAUUCUAAAUACAAACACGCAGACAUAAACACGCAUUGAGAACAAAUUAUGCG